AUGCAGAAGCAUAGUAACUGUUCGAUCCUUUUCCUGUUUGGGCGUAGUCCAGCAGCCCAAAAUGUACUCAUCUGCAUCUACUCGUUCCUCAUGUUCCGGUCACUACCUUACGCCGUUGCACAGAGCAGUAGUCAACCGCCACCCGUCGUUCCCUAUGACAUAACUUAUAGCCCUCCGGCGAUCAACAAUUUCAACAUUUCGGUGAACAUCAUCGCACUCCUCUUCGUCUUUAUCGCCUUUUUUUUGUUCUUCAUCACCCUCUGCAUCUACCAGUGUUACCAGACCCGAAACGAUCGAAGCAUUCACCUUCACGGUAAUGGCGUGGAAGGACGAAGGUUACGUAGGGUUCAAAGAGGGCUCGACUCGGCCGUGAUCGAGAAUUUACCAACCUUUGCUUACUCACAUGUGAAGUGCCACAAAUUGGGAAAUGGAGCUCUGGAGUGUGCAGUAUGCUUGAACGAGUUCGAAGACGAAGAUAAGAUUCGAUUGCUUCCAACGUGUGAUCAUGUUUUCCAUGCCGAUUGCAUUGAUGCUUGGUUAUCUAACCGUACAACCUGCCCAGUCUGCCGAGCUAACCUCGUUCCUAAACCGGUACAGGAUAUUCAAAGCGAUUCGGAUGAUUCGGAUGGGGAAAUCCCGAUAUCGGAACCUGUUAAUGCAGAGAACGAGGAAGUUUCCAUUAGUGUAAUAAGCGAAGAACCACAGGUGGUGACAGUGGGAAUGGCACCGGAGGUAAUUAAUCAAACACCAAUGCAGAACCGGCCAGCGAGAUCAACGAAGCCGAGUUAUGGAUGGAGAUUUCCACGGUCGCAUUCGACAGGGCACUCGCUGGUUCAACCGGGAGAAAAUGUUGAGCGGUUCACCCUCCGGGUGCCCGACAACGUGAGGAAGCAAAUCAUGAACAUGAGGCAGCUGAACCGUACUAGGAGCAUGGAGGCGUUACCAGUGCUAGUGAGUCCAAGGAAGGGUUACCGGGCGACCGGUGAAGGCAGUAGCAGCGGAGGGAAAUCGAUGGGAGAGAAACCAGAAAGCCGCGUCUUCUCGAUGACAUUGCCUUUCUUCAUGAAAUCCACUUCUCCACGGUCACCGAAAAUGAUAACAGAAGGGGAUGCUCGGGUGACUUCUCCUCAUCCUAAACCCCUUUGGUCCCCAUUGCGAGUGUGCAGGAAAGCUGACGAAACUGUGGCGUCAUUGACUCGCUCUCCGGUUUGA
This is a messenger RNA of Telopea speciosissima, 1212 nucleotides long. RefSeq names its product putative RING-H2 finger protein ATL36. The coding region runs from base 1 to 1212 and encodes 403 amino acids. The record is from RefSeq and is a predicted model, not a curated record. Lineage: Eukaryota; Viridiplantae; Streptophyta; Magnoliopsida; Proteales; Proteaceae. The transcript has a single exon.